AUGACCGGAGGUCCGCCCUACAAGUCGCAUUCGCCCACCCAACAGCCUCGCUAUCCACCAUACUCGCCGACAACCAGGGAUGCUCAGUCAUAUUCCAACAAUGAGGCCUAUCAGCAUCCACCUAGUACACCACCAGCAUUCCCGCCGCCGUCCGCCUCCCUUAACCGCAGUCCGCGUUUCGCCCGCCCGGCAUCCCCAAUAGGCAAUACAUUACCCCCAUUGAGCGGAGCGGUGGUGAAUGCAGAUGGCUCCCCCCCAUAUCAUGGCCAUUCUGCUUCUACAACUCCGGCUUACACCCUACCAAGGCCGUUUGGUGGGUCUUUGUUGCCCACCACGUCGCAUUCCCCCCCACCCACAUACGGCCAUCCUUCCACUUCUCAUACACAUCCGACAAAUAUUGCUGAUACUUUCUCACACUCUCCAAAACGUGAAACGGACCCGUAUGAAUUCAGGGCAAACAAUGGCGGCAUCAUGGGCCAACCGCCGUUGAGACCAUUGUCACCAAAAGAAUCAAAGCCAGCUCGGUCGAAUCCAAUGUCUUUCGCCAAUAUUCUUUCUGGGCCGGCAGACGAACCUCCGUCCCGUCGGCCCUCAUCACCUCCUCAGUCAUACAAAUCAAACCUUCCUCCUCCACUGGCGCAAUCGAUCAAAACUGAGAAGAUGCCUUCAUUGGAUCCGGAGCAGCGGCGCGUCAGCACUCAAUAUGAUGCUGCUUUCAGUGACGUUGCUCACCGCCCGGUUACCAAUGGGUUUUCAUCUUCAAGGUCGUCCGUCCCGCCAACCGCUCUUCCGUCCUCAAACCAACAGAAAACAGGGAUGGAGCUUGAAAGUGAAAGGAUUUCCAGUCAGGCGGUUGCUAAGGCGAUGCAGCAAAUCGAGGCAGUAAAUGUCAGCGAUAUUGAAGGCCCAGGCUUUGAAGAUGAGUGGCACCGAUACAUUUCAAAAAAUAAGAAGAGGGCUCGAGAACUGGAGCUAGUGGAAGAGCGAAAGCGAAAGCGCCGUCGAACUGAAUUUUUGGGAAAGCUCGCCAAGGUCUUUGAAAAGCAGGCUCUUCAAGGAACUGAGCGUUUCAACCGUGUACAUGAAGCCGACGUCCAGUCCGAAAUACAACAGAAAGAAGUGCAAGAAGAGAAAGAGAGAAAGAAGGACAUGCAAAGAAAACGACGCCGGGAAAAUACCGUCCGUCAUGAGAUGGAGAAGCUAAAUGCAGCUCAAAAGAAGGCCAAUAAAAUCGACGACGAGGCAGAGAAGCAAAAGCUAGCCAAAGAGAUUGCACGAUCCAAAAAGAAAAUCAAGGAUACUACCCUUGCACUUGAGCGUGGCGAGGCUACACAAGAAAUCUCGGAAGUGAAUCCUAUAGCUCCAAACCUCGAGGGCGGUACAACCAGCUCUUUCCAUAUUCGCUCCAAAUCUCCUCAGCCAAAGAAGAAGCAAACUAAGACUCAGUCGACUAGACCUAAGAAGUCUAAAGAAAAGAAACUGGCCGAGAAAGCACUUGCAGAAGCCGCUUAUGCUGAGAUGGAGAAUGAUGACAUGGCUUCGUUGGCUCCCAAAGAAGAUCCUAGAAAAGCAUCUUUAAAGAAAGACUCAAAAGCUGCGCGUUCUAAAGAAUCAAGCCCCGUAUUCUCUACACCCUACGAUUCGAAGGGCUAUAACCAGCUCUACGAGCAAAUUUGGAGAGAUAUUGCCAGAAAGGACAUUCCCAAAGUACAUCGCAUCAAAGUUGUCUCUCUCAGUACUCGCCAGGAGAAUCUACGCAAAACUGCUCAAUUGGCCAGCAAGCAAUCUCGAAAAUGGCAAGAACGCACAAAUAGGAGCAUGAAGGAUACCCAAGCCAGAGCCAAACGGACGAUGCGUGAAAUGAUGUCCUUUUGGAAACGAAAUGAGCGCGAGGAGCGUGACAUGCGACGCCUGGCACAACGUCAGGAGCUUGAGCUGGCUAAAAAGGCAGAGGCAGAUCGGGAAGCAAAUAGACAGCGACGGAAGCUUAAUUUCUUGAUCUCUCAGACCGAACUUUAUUCUCACUUCAUUGGCCGAAAGAUCAAAACCGAUCAGGCCCAAGAUAGCGGAGAUGCUACGGCCCUUACUGCGAUGGGAGAAGGUAGUUCUAAGCUACCUGAUAGUCUGGCUGGUCUAGCUGAAGGUGGUGGUAAAGUUACCAAUUUCGAAGAUCUUGAUUUUGAUGCUGAGGAUGAUACCGUUUUGAGACAAGCUGCCAUGGCUAAUGCUCAAAAUGCCGUCCAAGAAGCCCAGGAUCGUGCCAGAGCUUUCAAUGGCGAGGAAAAUAAGAUGGCCGCUUUCGAUGAUGGAGAGAUGAAUUUCCAAAAUCCAACCAGCUUGGGCGACGUGGAAGUGUCGCAACCGAAGAUGCUGACAUGCCAGCUCAAAGAGUAUCAGCUUAAAGGCCUUAAUUGGCUCGUUAAUUUAUACGAGCAGGGCAUUAACGGUAUUCUUGCCGAUGAGAUGGGUCUUGGUAAAACUGUGCAGUCUAUAUCUGUGAUGUCCUACCUUGCUGAAGUUCACGAUAUAUGGGGCCCAUUCCUUGUCGUUGCGCCUUCCUCCACUCUUCAUAAUUGGCAACAGGAAAUCGUGAAGUUUGUGCCUGAUCUCAAGGUUUUGCCUUACUGGGGAUCUGCGAAAGACCGCAAGGUCCUUCGAAAAUUCUGGGAUCGCAGGAACAUCACCUACCGCAGACAAUCGGAGUUUCACGUUCUCGUGACAUCCUACCAGCUUGUCGUUGGCGAUGCUCAAUAUUUUCAAAAGAUCAAAUGGCAGUAUAUGAUUCUGGAUGAAGCCCAGGCGAUCAAGUCGUCGCAAAGUUCACGAUGGAAAAGUCUUCUCGGGAUGCAUUGCAGAAACAGACUCUUACUUACCGGUACUCCAAUUCAAAACAACAUGCAGGAGCUUUGGGCAUUGCUCCAUUUUAUCAUGCCGACUUUGUUCGACUCUCACGAUGAAUUCAGCGAAUGGUUCUCCAAAGAUAUCGAGAGCCACGCCCAGAGCAAUACCAAACUCAAUGAAGACCAGCUUAAACGAUUACAUAUGAUUUUGAAACCUUUUAUGCUUCGCCGUAUCAAAAAGCAUGUUCAAAAAGAACUCGGCGACAAAGUGGAAAAAGACAUAUUCUGUGAUCUUACUUAUCGUCAACGAGCUUACUACGCCAACCUACGAAACCGCGUUAGCAUCAUGGACCUUAUUGAAAAGGCUGCUAUCGGCGAUGACACAGAUAGUACGACCCUGAUGAACUUGGUUAUGCAAUUUCGAAAAGUUUGCAACCAUCCUGAUUUAUUCGAGCGAGCUGACACCACCUCGCCUUUUUCGGCCUGUUAUUUUGCAGAAACAGCAUCCUUUGUGCGGGAGGGGUCAUUCGUCAAUGUGGGGUAUUCUACCCGGAAUCUUAUUGAAUAUGACCUGCCACGUCUUCUCUGUAGCCCUGAGGCUCGUUUAGACAUGGCUGGGCCAGGAAAUGAGAAAGCUGGCUUCCAAGGAAAAUAUCUGUCUCACAUGAUGAACAUCUGGACUCCUGAAAAUAUCAGAGAAAGCUUGAGCCAUCGUGAUGCGUUCUCCUGGUUGCGAUUCUCCAACAUCUCCGUUGGCGAGGCAUUUGAUGCAUCCCAUAAAGGUGUAUUUGAACGGGCAGUGACGCGACGAGGCUACUCCAACCAUCUCUCAUUGUUAAAUGCUGUUUAUGACAAGGAUGGUGACGAUGAUGACAUUGAUCCUAAUUCUCUUCAUAUCCAUUCGAUGUUCAAUAUUGUCGAGCGGAAUAACCGACGAGCAUUGGCUAACACUACUGCAACUGGUUAUAUGCGUGAACUGUUGAAUAUAUCUGAUAAUGUCGCCGCAAGUGGAGGUAUUCGCAACAUCGAGCCUUGCGCUAAACCGGGAGCCACCGCCCCUCCCAUCACAAUAUCCUCUUAUGGACGUGCUGCAAUUGUGGAAAGCCAAGAAAGUCUUUUCAGUCAAUCGGUUCGUCAAGUUUUGUUCGGAAAGGCUACGCCAGCAAUGGAAGCGGAGAUAUUGGCCAAGAAAUUGGAUCCAGCACCUUACUCCUUGCCUCGAAUGCUGCCCGAACCUGGCUCAGAGAAGGGCCGGUUCACUAAUAUCACGGUUCCUUCAAUGCGACGGUUCGUGACGGACUCCGGGAAACUUGCCAAACUCGAUCAGCUCCUGCGUGAGCUUAAGAACGGCGGCCAUCGUGUACUGUUAUAUUUCCAGAUGACUCGCAUGAUUGAUUUGAUGGAAGAAUAUCUGACCUACCGCAAUUACAAGUACUGUCGUCUUGACGGAAGUACCAAGUUGGAAGAUCGUCGUGACACCGUGUCUGACUUCCAGCAGCGUCCGGAAAUUUUCGUAUUUCUCUUGUCUACUCGUGCGGGUGGUCUGGGUAUCAACUUGACAGCCGCUGAUACCGUCAUUUUCUACGAUUCUGACUGGAACCCUACCAUUGAUUCUCAGGCUAUGGAUCGAGCGCAUCGUCUAGGACAGACGAGGCAAGUUACUGUGUACCGCCUUAUCACGCGUGGCACCAUCGAAGAACGGAUCCGAAAGCGAGCGUUACAGAAGGAAGAGGUGCAGCGAGUUGUUAUUUCUGGCGGCGCUGCUGGUGGUGUCGAUUUCAAUGCCCGCAGCCGCGAGAACCGUACAAAGGACAUUGCGAUGUGGCUUGCAGACGAUGAGCAGGCAGAAAUCUUAGAGCAAAAGGAAAAAGAGGCUCUUGAGAAGGGUGAAGAAGCUACUACAAAGAAAGGAAAGAGGGGACCAGGCAAGAGAAAGAGAGAUAUUACGCUGGAUGAUAUGUACCAUGAGGGAGAGGGCCACUUUGAAGACAACAGCACAAAGCCUUCUGGAGCUGCAACGCCUGUAUCUGGGGAGGUUGCCCCAGGACACCCAGCCACUAAACCUCGCCGAGGGCGCGGGGGUGGUGCGGCAGGUGCAGGUAUAGGCCGCUCCAAGAAGGCAAAGACAGUUAAGGAGAGGCUGCGAUUAAUUGAUGGUGAGGUUGAUUAG
Molecule: messenger RNA, 5010 nt
Organism: Ophidiomyces ophidiicola
Lineage: Eukaryota; Fungi; Ascomycota; Eurotiomycetes; Onygenales; Onygenaceae
Gene: INO80
Product: putative DNA helicase ino80
Exons: 4
Coding region: 1-5010 (1669 amino acids)
Biological process (GO): DNA repair; chromatin remodeling; DNA-templated transcription
Cellular component (GO): nucleus; Ino80 complex
Molecular function (GO): DNA binding; ATP binding; ATP hydrolysis activity
Source: RefSeq, a predicted model, not a curated record